Thelazia callipaeda (thelaziosis nematode) is the source of this 4545-nucleotide messenger RNA. NCBI's taxonomy places the organism in Eukaryota, Metazoa, Nematoda, Chromadorea, Rhabditida, Thelaziidae. The record is from the annotation of a GenBank genome assembly.
AUGUAUUUCAGAACGCCAAGCCCGGAAGUGAUAUGGUUGGACACUAGUGGUAAACCGAUUCCUGCAGAUUCUGAUCGUUUUAAAAUAUCAACAGCUGACCAAGAAACGAGAUUGACCGUGUUGAAAAUUGAUAGCGAUGUUGCAGGCAAAUAUGUGCUUGUACUUAAAAACGAAUUAGGCGAAGCGCAGUGCGAAAUACCUCUCGAGGUCAGUAUUCCGUUCGUUCCUGGACGACCAGUACUCCAGAAGCAAGGUAUCAAUUCCAUAAGCCUGCAGUGGACUGCUAUACCAACAUUUAUAGAUAAUAAAACAGUGAAAUAUAUUAUCGAGAUGAAAAAGGAAGGGAAAGAUGAAUGGAUGAAAGUGACUGUAUGUAAUCAACCAAGUGUUACUAUAAACGAACUUGAAGCGCAGCAAUUUUAUCGGUUUAGAAUUUUCAUUGGAGAUGAAAAAUUGAGUAAGGAUGAGAAAGAAGAAGUGCAAAUAAUUAAGGAUGAAUUGUUCAUCAGCGAGAAACCAUCAGAAUUCGAUGCUCUGCAUGAGCUCCAACCAAAAAUAGCAGAAGAAGAGAAGAGAACAAGAAGAGAAAGGAAGAAAAAAUUGGCAAGAACUGAGAUUGAAUUCGAUUCCAAACUCGUAGAUGUAACUGUGAAUCUGGGUGAUUCUGUUGAACUUUUUGUAGCAGUGAAUUCAGUUCAUGAACCGCAAGUUCGGUGGUACCGCAACGAGCAAGUCAUCGAUAUCAAUGAUUCGCGCUUCAUCAUCAAAAGAGAGAACAAUCGUUAUGGCAUAAAAAUAAUUUCAUGUGAAGCGCUGGAUUCUGGUAGAUGGAAAGUUAUUGCUCAAAACUCGGAUGGCCAAUGUGAAAGUGAAUGUCAGAUAACUGUUAUUAAACCAGCCGACUUCACAGUUCCUCAAUUCACUAAAUCACUUGAAAAUAUAGAAUGUGAAGAAAGUUCAAAAGUGACACUUGAAGUAGGUGUGCGAGCAAAUCCGAAGCCUCAGAUUCUUUGGUACUUCGAAAAUAUCGAGUUGUAUGAAAAAGAACGAUACAAACUUAAAGCCGAUCAAGUAGAUGGUUCAUAUUCCUUCAGUAUUAUGCCUGCUAUUCCUAAGGACAGUGGCGUGUAUCGAUGUAUCGCGAAGAAUAUUGCUGGUGUUGCUGAAACAUACUGUAACCUCACUGUAAACAAGCGUGUGCGUGUUACACUAGAUGACAAAGCUCCAGUAUUUCAAAUGCCAUUAACAGACAAUGAAAUUUCUGAAGGUUGCAAGAUGACGCUGGCUUGUGCAGUUACUGGCACUCCGAAUCCAUCAUUGCAAUGGUUCAAAAAUGGCAAGAAGCUUAUCGAUAAUGACUUCGUUAUCAAGUUUGAAAGAGGUCUGUGUACAUUGACAAAAGACGUUGUAAAGCUGGGAGAUGCUGGAGUUUACAAGUGUGUAGCGGAAAAUAUGAAUGGAAGUUCAGCUUCAGAAUGUUCUGUCCAUAUAAAACCAUCGGGAGCAAUAAAUAUAAAGCCAUACUUCAAAAUACCACUCACUGAAACAUCAACGAUCUCUGGGUCGGAAGUUGUUCUUGGAUGUAAAGUAAUUGGAUUACCUGAACCAGUUAUAACCUGGUAUAAAGAUGGACAAAAGUUGUUGUUUGAAAAUCGAAUGCUACACUGCUCUUAUCAUAAUGGUAAUGUACGGCUUAAUAUCAUGAAUGUUACUGCAAAUGAUAGUGGUGAAUAUUUAUGUGAAGCGGUGAAUGCAUUUGGAAAAGAUGUGAGCCAGUGUAUUGUGAAAGUUAUUGACAUGGCUUCGGGAUCAGCUUUAGAAAGAGAAAGAGAAUCAACAUCACCAACUGCCUUAGAAGAUGAAACAAAAGCUCCGGUAUUCACUGCUCCUCUACAUGAUGUUGUAUUUAAUGAAGGUAGUCGUGAAAUAUUAGAAGUAGAAGUUGAUGCGCAUCCGAAACCUAUGAUAGAAUGGCUUUUGAAUGGUAAGUUGCUGCAAGAAAGUUCUGCUAUCAGAAGCCACUUUGAUGGACAUUUGGCAAUUCUUGAAAUUAGUGAAGUCCAUAGUGAACAUCAAGGAGAGGUUAUCUGUCGUGCUGUGAACAAACUUGGAAGUGCUGAAACGCGAUGCAGUGUCCUUCUUGAUGAAAGCAAAACUUUUGCUGAAGUGCCAAAAAUCCCAGAAUUUUGCGAAAAAUUGCGUAGUAUAAAAGUUAAAAAUGAAGGCGAUACUUUAACACUGAAAUGCAAAGUCAUAGGUCAGCCAGAACCUGAAAUACAGUGGCUUCUAAAUGGAAAGGUUAUUAAAACGAAUGCUCAGAAACGCAUCCGCACAUUUGAUGAUGGUGUUUCUUUACUGGAAAUUUUGAACAUUACGUCAGAAAGUUGUGGUACUUAUACUGCUCUGGCACGUAAUGUUUACGGCGAUGCUCACACAAGUGCUGAAAUAUCACUUGAUGGGCAAGUCACAACAGUUAUGAAAAAGCCUUUCUUUGUCAUCGAGCCAAGAUCAUAUCUAGUGGUUGAGGAAGAUUCUGUGCUAUCUAUUGUUUGUGGUAUCGAUGGCAAACCUGAACCAGAAAUUUAUUGGUUUAAAGAACAUUCUGUAAUCAGUGAUGAUCGUGUUAUUAUCAGAAAAGAAGGCAUUAGCCAUCAAAUUAUAAUUUCUUCUGUGUCAUCCAAAGACGAAGGCAUUUAUACAAUAGAAGCUCAAAACAUAGGCGGAAAAAUUCGUGCUGAUAUUCAAGUCAAUGUUACUCCAAAAGAAAAGUUAACUGUUAUCGAAGAAACUGGUUUAUUACCUCCUGGUAAACCCUUUGCUGCGCAUCUUAAUAAAAAUAGUCUACUGCUGCAGUGGGAAGCAUCUAAUGAUAAGGCAAAAGUUGAAGAAUAUAUUAUUGAGCAGCGAAGGCCGGAUGACCAAACUUGGUCUGUUGUGGGUGCGAGUAGAGAGACACAACUUCUGAUUACUGGUUUACAACCCAACACCGAGUAUGUAUUUCGUGUAGCAGCUAAAAAUAAAGCUGGACAAGGAGCAUAUUCGUCAACGUCAGAAGUUAUUACGACACUUCCUCUUGGUAGAAAGCCAACGUUUGAAAGUUUGCCUCCUACUCAGAUUGUACUCAAUGAAGAAGAUAUUGAAUUGAUAGCAGAAUACAGUGGUGACCCAAUACCAUCUGUUAAAUGGUAUUAUAAUGGUAUCGAAAUAUCAUCUAAAAUGAAUAACAUUACUGUUGUCAAGCUUUCUGAUAGAUCAAGCAAAUUAGUUAUCAGAAAUCCUAAACCAAUUAUCCACACUGGCAUUUAUUCGUGCCAUAUUGUUAAUGAAACUGGUGAAGCCAUUUCUGAAACACGCAUUAUACAACAGGUUGAAGUUUCAACAAGAGAAGAAGUUUUUGAAGAAAUACAAGUUGAGCAUUUAGUGGGAGCACCACGAGUUGUAAAACCAUUAUCAAAUGAAACUACAACUACUGGUCAAGAAUUUAUACUAACUUGUGAAAUUCAAUCAUGUCCAAAAGGUGUCAUAUCAUGGUUCAAAAAUGAUGAACGUUUAGCUCCCGUUGGUCGUUAUGAAAUGCAUGAGCAAGAUGAUAUAUGCAAAUUAAUUUGUCAUAAAGCUCAGAGCAGUGAUACAGGCACGUACCGAUGCGUCUUAACAAAUUCAGUUGGAUUUGCUCAGUCAACGUGUUCGCUAACUGUUCUACCGCGAAUUCUGCAAAUGGCACCUAAAUUCGAAGUCCUGUUAGAAGAUAGAACAGCUUUAUCUGGUAAAGAUGUGAAAAUGAAAUGUCAAGUAACUGGUAACCCUGAACCUCAGAUAACAUGGAUGAGAGAUGGUGUUCUGAUUAGCACAAAUCGUCACCAGAAACUUGAAUUUUCCGAAGACGGCUGGUGCUCUUUGACAAUUUUUAACUGUACUGCUGAGGAUACUGGCCUUUACUUGUGUACUGCAUGUAACGUUGUUGGCAGCAAGAGCUCACAGUGCAUGUUAACCAUUGUGGAUAUCUCAGGACCGGAUAAACAUUUGGUUACUGCUGAAAUCAAGGAAGCAUUAUAUUGUAAACCUAAAUUUACACGAGCGCCAAGUGCUGUAGUGGAAACUGUUGAGGGAUCCAUGGUGAAACUCACAAGUCGCGCAAUAGGUCAGCCUACGCCAAUUGUUAAGUGGUUUAAAGAUGGAAAGGAAGUAACACUUUUGCAUAAACAACCAGACAAAGAAGCACCGAAUUUCGUAGUGGAUUUGGUGGACACCGGUGUUGCAAUAGGACAUCCGGUAACUCUCAAAUGUGUGGUGAAGGGUAUUCCUGAACCUGAGCUUAAAUGGAUUUUUAUUAAUGAUGCGCAACAAACAAGUCUGUUGCGUACGACUACAAAUUCUUUGUGGACUGAGUGUCGACGUGGUGAGACGUGUGAAAUGAAAACUGAGAAUGUUAUGAAGGCUCAACAAGGCACGUAUCAAUGUUUUGCUAGCAAUGAAUACGGAAAGGCCUUAACUCAGUGUUACUUACUUGUUGGAGGUAUCAUACAUUUUAUUUGUAUAUUGUAA